This is a messenger RNA of Colius striatus (speckled mousebird), 3730 nucleotides long. RefSeq names its product regulation of nuclear pre-mRNA domain containing 1B (gene RPRD1B). Lineage: Eukaryota; Metazoa; Chordata; Aves; Coliiformes; Coliidae. Bases 428 to 1408 code for a protein of 326 amino acids. Gene Ontology annotation, cellular component: RNA polymerase II, holoenzyme. The transcript has 7 exons. Gene Ontology annotation, molecular function: RNA polymerase II C-terminal domain binding. The record is from RefSeq and is a predicted model, not a curated record. Gene Ontology annotation, biological process: mRNA 3'-end processing.
UACACCCCCCCCCCCCAAGCAGCCGCCGGGCCGGGCGUAGCGCUGCCCCUUUUGUCCCUCCGGCGGACCCGUAGGAUGCCGCCCUUCGACCCGCCGCGGCGGGGUGAGGGGUCGGGCGGCCAUCUUGUGGCGGCGGCGGCGGCGGGUGGCGGUCGGUGAGCACCCCCCGGCCCCGCAGGCCCCGGUGAGCAGCCCCCGGCCCCAUAGCCCCCACUGAGCAGCCCCUGGCCCCGCAGCCCCCGGCCCCAUAGCCCCCAGUGAGCAGCCCCCGGCCCCGCAGCCGCCGGUGAGCAGCCCCCGGCCCCCAGUCCCCUAGCCCCCAGUGAACAGCCCCCGGCCCCGCAGCCGCCGGUGAGAAGCCCCCGGCCCGCAGCCCUCGGCCCCCCGGCCCCGCAGCCACCAGUGAGCACCCCCCGGCCGCGCAGCCAUGUCGUCUUUCUCCGAGUCGGCGCUGGAGAAGAAGCUGUCGGAGCUGAGCAACUCGCAGCAGAGCGUGCAGACGCUGUCGCUGUGGCUCAUCCACCACCGCAAGCACGCCGGGCCCAUCGUGUCCGUCUGGCACCGGGAGCUCCGCAAAGCAAAAUCGAGUAGGAAGCUGACUUUCCUGUACUUGGCAAACGAUGUUAUCCAGAACAGUAAGCGGAAAGGCCCCGAGUUCACCAGGGAGUUUGAAUCUGUUCUGGUGGAUGCUUUUUCUCACGUUGCCAGAGAGGCAGAUGAGGGCUGCAAGAAGCCCUUGGAGCGAUUGCUUAACAUCUGGCAAGAAAGGAGUGUGUAUGGCAGCGAGUUCAUACAGCAACUGAAGCUUUCGAUGGAAGACUCCAAUAGUCCCCAGACUAAAGUUGCAGAGGAGAAGAAGUCAUUAAAGCGAACUUUUCAGCAAAUACAAGAGGAGGAAGACGAUGAUUACCCUGGGAGCUACUCACCCCAAGACCCCAGCGCUGGGCCACUGCUGACGGAGGAUUUGAUCAAAGCCCUACAAGACCUGGAAAACGCAGCAUCAGGAGAUGCUACAGUGCGGCAAAAAAUUGCCUCUCUGCCUCAGGAAGUUCAAGAUGUUUCAUUACUGGAGAAGAUUACAGACAAAGAGGCCGCGGAGCGUCUUUCGAAGACGGUAGAUGAAGCGUGUCUGCUGCUGGCAGAGUACAACGGGCGGCUGGCGGCUGAGCUGGAGGACAGGCGCCAGCUGGCUCGCAUGCUCAUCGAGUACACCCAGAACCAGAAGGAUGUGCUGACGGAGAAGGAGAAGAAGCUAGAAGAGUAUAAACAGAAGCUUGCUCGGGUAACCCAGGUCCGCAAGGAGCUGAAAUCCCACAUCCAGAGCCUUCCAGACCUGUCACUGCUGCCCAAUGUCACAGGGGGUCUGGCACCUCUGCCAUCUGCAGGUGACCUGUUUUCAACAGACUAGAACAAACAGUGUCCCCCAGUUUCCAUUGUUACCAGCAGAAGUAAGAAGACUCUGGUGUUGACUGGAAAUCCAGUCUUCCACGAUCUGCAGUAGGAAGGAACUUGCAGACCCAGCUUUCAACCUCUUGGCUGCUCGUGCUCACCCUCUCUCUGUGUACGCUGGCUCACGUAGAGGGGAGGCAGAGGAGUUUCUGUGAGCUCUGAAGGGAGUGGGGGUAGCCCGUGUAGGCAAACUUUUAUCAUAUUUUCCAUACUCUUUAGUUGUUGUUUGCUCUUAGCACUUGUUACCCCCACAAAAGUCAUGAGAAUCAUGUACAUACAAGCGGGGAAAGCCUUCAAAGGAAGGCUGACCAUAUAACAUUUUUUCCUCUGUAAAAGUAUUGUAUCAUUUCUGAAUAAGUCCUGUGUGUUUUAGUUGGGUUUCUGAACCUCAACUCUGAGAGCAGUGGAGUGGCUCAUGGGCUCAGAGGGAUGUGUGUGUGUGUGUGUUUGUGUGUGUGUGCAAGUGCUGGGCCCUGUCAGUGGAAGAGGGUGGCAUCACCUGAGCAGUGGUGCAGAGAAAUACUGUUCUGAAGUCAGCAGUUCUUCAUACUGUUGUGGGACUGACAUGGAGAAAGUUCCCGUUUGGCAUGAACCUAAACUGAAACUCACCACAGGCAAUAAAAAUGAGCAGCUUUUCUUUGUGAAUUAGAGAGCUGCAUAAUUCACUCUGCUGAGCGAUGCAGGACUGGCUGUUACCCCAGUGAGAGGGGAAGUAAAUUCUGUUCUAGCCACCUUGGAUUUUAUACCACAUUUUUCCUCUCCAUUGUACAAAACCAGAUGGUCACAGGAGCUUUGGUUUAACUGACAGAUUGGAAUGGUGUAUUGCAGCUGUUGGUGUCCCUGUGGCAGGCUCUGACCUGCUCUCGGGAUGGUUACAUGGAAAACACAAUUCUCUAAGUUGUCACCAUGGCUUUAGUGACUUUACUCCAGCACAGAAGUUAAAUGUGGUAUAAAUACUGAUUUAUGGGGACAAUAGACCCAAGUGUAUGCACAUGCCCUGUGUGCACACACACCGUGUCCAUGCAUGUAGCUAUGGCAAGGAUGUACCUCACUCUGUGCAGAGACUGUUGUGAGUUGAUUUUUAUCAUCUGGAAAAGUAAAAAAAAAUGGGGGGGCAGCAAAUUGAAGCUGCUCUGAAAUCCAUCAUGUUGCCAGCUGGGAUUUUACCUGCCCUGGGUGUCAUCACACUUUGGGUUGUGUGUUAGGUCUGAGAAGCUGGAUUCUGAUCACUGAAAACCAUUCCAAUUUGGAUAACAAUUGUGUUUCAGUUGAGCACCUCUCACUAGAACACAGGGAAAGCAAGUGAAGUUUCUGGAAACCCUUGAUCUGGUAAUGCAGGCUGGAAUGGGUGGAAGUGCCCUGUUGUGCUUCUGCUUCCCUAUAGGAUUAAGCUGCUGUUGUCAAAGGCACCAGAGGACACCUACAGAAAUGAAAAGCUUGUUCUGCAUCCUCCUUGAUAUAUUUUGCAGGCUAUUCAGUAGCCUACUCAAUGCAGCAUAGUUUGGUCAUUAGGUGGGUAGGAAGUUCAUAUCCUUUUCUUAACAGUGCUUCCUUUUGUUAAAACUCCUCCUGCCCUCAGUGCCCAGCCAGGAAAUGCAUUUCUGUCCAGUUUACAGGAAACUUUCCAGCAGCAGAACUGUUCGUUCCAGGAGCUGCUGUGAUUGUACGUCCUCUCUGUUCCCAGUGUGGUUUACACAAAGCACUGUACAUUUGCUCUGCUUUUGCCAAAAAUGAAAGCCCAGCCACCACUCCCCUGCAUCUCACCCCCCAAACCAGAAGCCUCGCUUCUGUCCCAACCCAGCUCAUGGAGGUACCAGGAGGCUGUUCUAACCCACGAUUGUUUUGACCAUGGAUUGAUUGUGUAUCUGUUCUAGGACAAAAGAGCUGUCAGGAAAACCAGUCCUGUAGACAAACAUGGAGUCACCUCACGCUGCUCUGGGCAGCUCUGGGAGGGAGCUGUGUGUCUUUUUUUAAUGGCAACGUUUUGGUUUUUCUUUUCCAAAUACAUGUGUGUGGUUUAUUUUUGCUUAAUUUAAAUGAAGUCUUGUGGUUCUUAAUUUUAUUUGUUUUCCCUUUGGGCAUCUGGGGAAGGGGGUGACCUUCUCUCAAGGUUGAACAGAUUUCUCCAAGGUGUGUGUCUCCUUUUUGAACAGCAGCUUAAAUGUGUAUAUGCAUUGAUUUAGGAGUUGCUCUAGGCGUAUAGGCUGCCGUUUGUGGCAGCAGUAUAUUCUGAAAUGUCUCAUAGAUCUCUAUUUUUGAAUAAAGCGGGUGUCGUUCACUA